AUUUGUGACUUGUAUUAACUAGUUUAAUAUCAAUUACCAUGGCUGAUACUGAAAGUACCAACGCUGCAGCUUCGGCACCCGCACAAUCCCCGGUAAAGAAGGAAAAGAAGGCGAAAAAUCCACGCACCAAACCGUCUCAUCCACCAACCGCCGAAAUGGUUAACAACGCCAUCAAAGGUCUCAAAGAACGUGGAGGUUCAUCUCUCCAGGCCAUUAAAAAGUAUGUUGCGGCUAACUACAAGGUUGAUGCCGAAAAAGUUGCACCUUUCAUCAAAAAAUACUUGAAGAGCGCCGUUGUCAGUGGUGCUUUGGUUCAAACCAAAGGAAAGGGAGCAUCUGGAUCGUUCAAAUUGGCGUCUGCGACAUCUGGAUCUGCCAAACAAUCCGCUGCCGGUGAUAAGAAGAAAGCCACCAAAGCCAAGAAGUCUCCAGCCAAGAAAGCCGCUGCUGCGACCACCGCUGACAAACCCGCAAAGGCUGCCAAGAAAGCAGCUUCUCCCAAGGCCGCCUCCAAGAAAACAGCAACCGAAAAGAAGGCAACAGUUGCAAAAUCAGCUAAAAAGCCAGCAGCUGAAAAGAAAGUCACAGCUGCCACAGCUAAAGCUGCAGCCAAAGCUAAGUCUCCAUCUAAAGCCAAGAAAUCCAACAAAGCAGGCCCAACCAAGAAACCCAAAGCCCCUAAACCAAAAACCGCCAAGUCUCCAGCCAAGGCUAAAAAAGCUGCCUCCCCAAAAAGGAAGAAGUGAACAUCGACUAUCCAAUACCCGAAAGGCAAAC
Messenger RNA from Brassicogethes aeneus, 777 nucleotides. NCBI's taxonomy places the organism in Eukaryota, Metazoa, Arthropoda, Insecta, Coleoptera, Nitidulidae. The record is from the annotation of a GenBank genome assembly.